Oncorhynchus tshawytscha (Chinook salmon) is the source of this 2006-nucleotide messenger RNA. RefSeq names its product protein lifeguard 1. The transcript has 7 exons. Lineage: Eukaryota; Metazoa; Chordata; Actinopteri; Salmoniformes; Salmonidae. The record is from RefSeq and is a predicted model, not a curated record. Gene Ontology annotation, cellular component: Golgi apparatus; membrane; endoplasmic reticulum. Bases 190 to 1257 code for a protein of 355 amino acids. Gene Ontology annotation, biological process: negative regulation of apoptotic signaling pathway.
ACAAACAGCAGCACAUGACGUCAGUUACCGUAGCGCUCACUGUUGCGGGAAAAGCUGUUGACCGAUGACUGGACAUUUACAUCAGAUGAAAUAGCUGGGUUUCGAAAGCGAAACGUCAAAUCAACGGGGUUUUGCAGUGGCUAAUAUAUUACACUGUUUAAGAAGGGCCGCCAGUGAGAGAAACAGACCAUGUCUCAGGACAAGAACAGCUACCCUGGGGUCAUGGGGGAGAACAACCCCCUCCACAACAACGUCUACGGACCGCCCCAGCCCGGGUUCGGGAUAGCCCCUCCCAACUACACCCCGGCUCCAGUGCAAGCUCCAUACCCUGGCCAGCCUACACCCUAUGGUCAACCUGCACCCUAUGGUCAACCUGCACCCUAUGGUCAGCCUGGGUUUCCCCAGGGAGGCCCUGGGUUUGGACAGGGACCCUACCCUCAGAUGCCCUAUCCCCAGGGCCCCUACCCCACAGUGCCCUACCAGCAACCUGCACAGCCAGGGUUCCCUGGUGACCCCAACACUUCCGUGGGUGAUGGUUACCAUGGGGACGUGCCGCCGUCUUACUACGACAACGAGGAGUUUACCAACUCUGGCUUUGAGGACAAGAGCAUCCGACAGGCGUUCAUCAGAAAGGUGUUCCUGGUGCUGACCGUUCAGCUGAUGGUCACCUUCUCCUUCGUGGCCGUCUUUACCUUUGUGGACGAUGCCAAGUUGUUUGUGCGGCGUAACCCCUGGACGUACUACGUGUCCUACGCCAUCUUCUUUGUGUCUCUCAUCACCCUCAGCUGCUGUGGAGAGUUCCGUCGCAAACACCCCUGGAACCUGAUGGCAUUGUCCAUCCUGACCCUGAGUCUGUCCUACAUGGUGGGGAUGAUCGCCAGCUUCUACGACACGGAGACUGUUAUCAUGGCUGUGGGCAUCACCGCUGUGGUCUGCUUCACCGUGGUCCUCUUCUCACUACAGAGCAAGUAUGACUUCACUUCCUGCCGCGGCGUUCUGUUUGUGUGUUUGAUCGUCCUGCUGCUCUUCUCCAUCCUCUGCAUCUUCAUCCGCCACAGGAUCCUCCACAUUGUCUACGCCUCCCUGGGAGCCCUGCUCUUCACCUGCUUCUUGGCUGUGGACACCCAGCUCCUCCUGGGCAACAAAAAGCUGGCUCUGAGUCCAGAGGAGUACAUCUUUGCUGCUCUCAACCUCUACACAGACAUCAUCAACAUCUUCCUCUACAUCCUGGCUAUCGUGGGCCGUUCCCGUGAGUGAUGGAGCGUCGCCCUCUAGAGGAAAGGGAGAGGAAGGCAGCCAGAAGGAUUGAAUGAUGCUCUUUUCCCCUCGCUAUCUUUUUGCAUGAUCUGUUCCACUUUUUGAGGUUCCCUCCAAUUUGUCUGUUACACCUCCCCGCCAUCAUCCCACCCCCUUCAGGAGACGAAUUGGGUGACAGAAAAAAGGGUUCUGUCACCUAUUGCAGCAGGCCUGCCAUAGAGUGCAGCAAAGAAGGGCACAUUUUUGAAGUAAUUUAUUUGAAGUUCUAUUUAAGUAUGUUGUAAAUUAUUCCAUCUUUUUUUCAACAUUCCUUGUUUGUUUUUAUGCAUUCUGCUUGUUCGGUCCUCCUUGGCAAUCUGCUUCUACUUACAGAGAUAUGGUAGCUAACUAGUAAAUCACUUCUGAACAACAUUAGCUGAACAAGUUCUAUAGAACUUUCCUGUCCUCUGUGAUUUUGGCGCUCUUCCUUGCCUUGUAAAUUAAGCACUGUAGAGAGAGCGAGUGAUAUGCUAUCUGAUAGAGAAAGCCACGCUGUGAUGCAGGCCAGCGCUUUUUAAGGAAGAAACCUAGAAACAACACCUUUCCUGCUAUAUUCUCCCCCUCUGGUGUUCCCUUGUUUUCCUGCCAAUGUAAAUUAACUCUGCAUGGCACCUGAAACAGCUGAGAUAAGCUGAAUAGAUGAAUAAAAACCCUCCAGAGGGAUACCUCUCCUAGCCUGCUUGUUACGUAGCUGUGUACAUAGUUCUGUG